Molecule: messenger RNA, 348 nt
Organism: Clunio marinus
Lineage: Eukaryota; Metazoa; Arthropoda; Insecta; Diptera; Chironomidae
Source: the annotation of a GenBank genome assembly
AUGAAUUGGUUAAAGAAAAUUUUGUCGAGUAAAUUAUUUUACUUAGUACUUCUUGGGUUUGCGGUGUGUUCAACAAUCAUAAUAAUUGUAAUUGUACGACAAACUAAUAGUGCUAAUGAUGAAGUUAUUUUAACAACAGAAGAAACAACAAUAGCAACGACGACAGAAAUAAUAAUAGGAACACCUGAUGGAAGUGGAAGCGGAUCUGGUGAUGACAGCAUGUUACUAUCAUUUGUCAUUGAUGACAGACAUUUGAUUACUCAAAAUGAUAUAUUUUGGAAUGAACAGAAUCCUGAAGAUAAAGAUGACGAUUUGAUAUCUGAAAACUUUAUCAGAGUUUAUAAAUAA